AUGAGCCAGGCGGUAGGUAGCAGGGCUGGGAAGUCGCAGCAGGUGCGGCCGAGCGAGGAGAAAGGUAGGAAGGAACGGCGGCGAGCGCAGAGGUGUGCCGGCCGUCGAGCUGCUUACCGGAAGGGGUGCGAAAAAGCGGGCAAGCUGCGCCGGAAGGGGGUAGCCCGGGCUUCUCGCGAAGGCCUCAAAAUUUCGGACGCGACGGCGGCCCUGGACCUGCGUGCCCAGACGCAAGCCCAACCAGACUUCGGCCAGCUAGACCACCAGCAGCCGCAGCAUCACCAUCAACAACAGCAACCGCCGCAGCAACAACAGCAGCAGCCACAACAACAGCAGCAACCGCAGCAUCCGCAACAGCACAACCAAAAUCCAGAGUCGCGUCCUCACCAUCACCUGCCACAGCAGCAUCAUCAUCAGCAUCACCCGGGGAAUCAUCUCCACUCUGGCGAUUCGGGGGGUGGGAUAGGAGGUGGAGGAGGAGGCGGCGGUGGAGGAGGUGGCGGCGGUGGCGGAGGUGGCGGUGGAGGUGGCGGCGGCGGCGGAAGCGCCGGUGGUGUUGCUGUUGUUGCUGGCGGAGGACCGCCCGGACCCGAGCCGGACCGGUCCACAAGAAUUCACGACGAAGAGGACGAGGACAUCACCGAAGCCCGAUCUUGA
Molecule: messenger RNA, 657 nt
Organism: Mycetomoellerius zeteki
Lineage: Eukaryota; Metazoa; Arthropoda; Insecta; Hymenoptera; Formicidae
Product: protein no-on-transient A-like
Exons: 3
Coding region: 1-657 (218 amino acids)
Source: RefSeq, a predicted model, not a curated record